AUGGCCUCAGCUACAGGCAUUCCCGAACAGGUUCCCGCGAGCUCCGAGCAAGAGCCGUUGCUUGGAAGACCCGGCGAUGCCACCCAACAAUCCGACCAGGGCUUAUACUACAAUUUCUUUACCGGCACCGCUAUUCUGGCACAGGUCGGAGUCUGGAUAUUGGCCGCUAUUAUCUGGGCUGCCAUUUUCGAGCACGGUGUUAUGUUCUUUAGCGCGCAUCCUCUCCUUCAGUCGGCCGGCGUUCUCUUUCUCGUACAAGCGAUCCUCAUCGUACAGCCUACGGCGACACAAAAGCAGAAACGAGAUGGAACAUGGGCACAUUCCGCACUCAAUUUCGUGGGCGUCGGAGCGUUGGUGGCAGGCGUAGUGGUCAUUGAGCUCAAUAAGGCACCUCACCCAGAUCAGCGCUUCAAGUCGCCCCAUGGCAUACUCGGCAUGAUCACCUUUGGUCUCAUCUGCAUUCAGGCCAUUGUUGGCUUCGUGCAGUACUGGACGCCGAGCUUGUUGGGCGGAGUCGACAAUGGCAAAGCCCUCUACAAGUAUCAUAGGGUUUCUGGCUACACCGUCCUCUUUGCCGCUCUUGCAACUGUUGCGACAGCCACUCAAACCGACUUCAACAAGAACGUCCUUGGCGUCAGACUUUGGGCUGUCCUAGUGGCCAUUGUUCUCGUUCUCAUUGGCAUCAUUCCUCGAGUCAAACCAGCUAAGCUAGGCUUCUAG
Messenger RNA from Cyphellophora europaea CBS 101466, 720 nucleotides. RefSeq lists its product as uncharacterized. Bases 1 to 720 code for a protein of 239 amino acids. Gene Ontology annotation, molecular function: transmembrane monodehydroascorbate reductase activity. The record is from RefSeq and is a predicted model, not a curated record. NCBI's taxonomy places the organism in Eukaryota, Fungi, Ascomycota, Eurotiomycetes, Chaetothyriales, Cyphellophoraceae. The transcript is spliced from 4 exons.